This is a messenger RNA of Bombyx mori (domestic silkworm), 9614 nucleotides long. It is a transcript of the gene SLO2, whose product is annotated as potassium channel subfamily T member 2. The record is from RefSeq and is a predicted model, not a curated record. The transcript has 24 exons. Gene Ontology annotation, cellular component: plasma membrane. Gene Ontology annotation, molecular function: intracellular sodium-activated potassium channel activity; outward rectifier potassium channel activity. Gene Ontology annotation, biological process: potassium ion transmembrane transport. The coding region runs from base 3348 to 7787 and encodes 1479 amino acids. Lineage: Eukaryota; Metazoa; Arthropoda; Insecta; Lepidoptera; Bombycidae.
AGAUUCCUUUAAUGAACAACCAAUGGUAAAUCGAGUACAAACGUUUUGUUUGAUUACAGAUCUAGGCUAAUUAUUUGCCGUUAGCUUAGUUUAACGAGAAUGGCCUGCAAUUCAUUUUCGUCGUUACCUCAAAACAAAAACAACCGCAUUGAAAUAGGUGGUUUCUGCCGCAUAUCAAAAGAAUAAGCUGCUUAGACGUUUGUCUACGAAGUCGUUUUAUACACGACAAAUGAACUUGAGCCAAUAAUGUUAAGUGUAGCAUACUUCUGCAGAAUCUCGGUGUCAAUAACUGGAUUGAGACAUAGGAAAGUAUAAGAGAGUUAAGAGUUAUCUUUCGGUUAGAGCUAAAAUGUAGGUACGUGAGGAAACCUCAAGUCAAGCAAACCACCAGAUCUCAAGGUACUGUUAGUACUUUCUGUGUGCAAAGUAUCGCAAAUAAUAAUAUUUAUUUUUAAAACAGAUUUUACGGUAGUUAGGACAAUAUUCCAAUAUCGACGAAUAACAUAUUUGUUGCACAUGAACACCAAAACUGUAAUGUAUUUAAAAGGUCAGAAAUAAUUUUAUAGAAAUAAUAAUACCAGAUUAAAUCAUACAAGUAUUGUUAAAUUAGAAAAAUAUGGUUCCUAAGGAAUGUGGAUCUUCAUGAUGACCUUGAGCUUGACUGAAGACAGUAAGUAUUUACAGUCAGCAUCAUUUUUUUCGGCACUUUGAGAAGGCGGCAUGACACGAAAAUCCUUCACCGGGAACUACAUACCUGAUCCUGUGGACCGAAUGGUAAACAGUCGACGUCGCCCUAAACACGUCAUUACGGAUCCUCCUGAUCCAUUAACGGUGCUUUUAGGUACCUCAAGCACCGGUCACCGUCCUCGCCGAACCCGUCGCUUGCGACGAAGGGCCCGACGACAUUAACCCAUAGGCACAGCCCACUGAGUUUCUCGCCGGAUAUUCUCAGUGGGGCGCUUUUCCAAUCCGGUGGUAGAUUCUGCGAAGUACUGUUCUUGUUAGGGUCAAUGUUAGCAACACUCCCGAUUUGAGCCCCGUGAGCUGACCUACACGCCAAGGCGAAGCCGAAAUAGCCUCUCAAGACUAUCAGCAUAGGUAGAAAAAAAAGGAAUAUGUGCGGGCGAUUGAAUUGGAUUCAUCAACGUAUACAGACUUUACUAUCAGCAAAGGCUUUAUUUACGGACAUAGUUACACCGAACCACCACUACUACAUAUUAAGACAACAAAUCAUUCCACGUGAAUUGAUGAGAAAAUGCUUGAAGUCUUUAAUGCGAUUGACUCGACGGCACCGUAGUUAGUACGCUUGACUGAUGGACUGAAGAUCGUGUGUUCGAUUCUCACAUCCGGCAAACAUAGGUGUGAUGAACAAGUUUCUUUGCUUUGUAUUUGGGUGGUUAAUAUCUGUGCAUAUUUAAAAAUAUGUACAUAUAUCAAUCUCUGGUUACCAUAGUACAGGGCAUCCUAGUUUUGAGCAAAAAAAAACUACAUUUAGAACCGAUACGUAAAUAUCUUAAGGAAGCGUCAGAACACUAUGCUCUUAACUUGGCCACCGAAAAUUACAUAUCUGGCCCAGGCGACGGGACAACGCAAUGCGGCCGUCGUCCAAAACAUGUCUUGUUGGAUCCUCUGGUCAUCGUCCUCGAGUACGACGAAGAGUUCGACAUGCGAACGCCACAAGCCACUGAUUUUCUUGCUGGAUAUAUAAAUAAUACAUAAUAAAGAUUAUAUUGUAGAUUAGUAUUGAAUGCACAUUUUAUUUAAAGGGUCCAAGGGUUUAAUAUUAUCAAUUAACACUCUAUAAUAAGGGCUAUUUUAUUGUAAUUAUUAAAUCUCAUUAAUAUACUUAUAUUGUUGGUUUUCAAAAAGUAAAAUGGGUGCAAAACCUUACAGCCCAUCAUGUCCACAUAUUAGAAACUGAAUGGAACGCAGAUUUACUUCGAUACAAAAAUUGCCUAAAUUGUGAAUAUUAUUGCAUUUAAGAAAAUAGCAGGGGCCUAAGUGUUAAGCCCCCCGACAGCAAGAUUAAAAAAAGUUCCUUGCCAUGUAAAGUGCAAAAUGCGAAAAUGGUGCUUCUUGAUAAUGGCGCGAGAUCAAUUUUUUUGCGAGUAUUUAACUUCACACGGCAAGAAUGACAAAUCCAUUACUAAAUUAAAUCUCUUGUACUGAGGAACAGCCUUUUACUGACAUACUGAUAAUGCUCUUUUUUUUAAAGAAAAAAUCAAAGAAAUCUCUUAAUAUUCUCUUGAGGUGUAAAACGUAUGUACUAUAUGAAGUAGUAGUAACCUGUUCAUCAAGUUUCGCUUCAUAAUAUUUUUUACGAGAUAAAUUUACAAAAUUGUCAACUUCAGAACUGGUUUCAAUCCUCAAUUUGAAGACAAUAGCGCCACUACGCCGAAAAAGAGAAACUACAAAAGGGCGCCCUAUAAUAGUCGCAUCGAUCUGCCCCACCCGAUUGCCUUUUGGGCGUACUUCACUCCAAUGCGUUCAUUCUUUGCUCACUUCACUACCACCAUCUCAUGUAUGAAACGUAGUAUCUAUACGCUUUUAUUGUUUGGCCACCCCCAUUAACAAAAGUUUAUCGUUUGGCGGUAUAAAGGUCAUAGGUAAAAAGAUCGAACAGACCUACUGAAACCAGACUCUGACAUAGUUUGACAGCCGUCUGACGUAUUUUGUUCUUGAAAAACAUUGUGUGAUAGAUAUAUACGGGGUGUUGAUUAAUAACAAGUGUAUUAAUAUUUCAGAAAAAUCAUUGUGAACUAUAUUGUGUACAUUUUAGUGAAUUUAUUGUAAGACUCGCUGUGUGGAUCUCAGCUGAAAAUAAACAAGACCACUAAAAACAAACGUGGUAACGUUUAUAGCAUAUUUGGAACACUGACUAAAUAACAAUUGAUUUUAACAAUAUUCACGUCUUACGUACUUAAUAAUUAUUUAGUUGUUGCAAUUAUCGUGCGUAAUUCGGUACGAAAAAAAUAAAGUAAUAAAUAACUACAAAUCUGAAAACAAUCGUCUCAUUAAAUCUCUGAAUUGAAAACGCGUAACGCUGUUGAUAGUAGGAAUUAAGCGUCACCACGUUUCGUCACAGCAAAUUACGUUAUUCCAACCAUUAUCAACCAAAAAGUUCAGCAUUGAAUGUUCGAGGACAGUCUUUAAAAGCGGCGUCAUUGAGUCGAAUCGAAGCAUCGUCGAGACUGGCUUCAGGAGUGGAUUACGGUCGUGGAGGGGGAGGCGCGGCCGGCGGCGGCGGCGUUGGCGUCCGCCCUGGCUAUGGAUAUGAAGCGCUUUCAGCUGCUAGCGAUGGUAGCGACGGAGAUCCCGACGACGCACCAGAAUAUGCGCCAUUCGAAAUGGAGAUGUCCGGCGGUGGAGAGUCAGCUGACGGCCCUUCAUCCCGUGGUUCUAACAAAGUUAAUUUCCCGCCUGAAAUUGAAUUCGAUAGACGGCCCACAGUUACUCUUGGCGCCACGGCUGCUUACCAUCGCGGACGUGGCCGUUCUAUGAGCGCGUGGAGUGAUAUCAGCCGUUCCAGUAUUCGAUUUGAGGAAAGAGUAAGGGUGGAGUUCUACGUCAACGAGAACACUUUUAAGGAAAGACUGCAAUUAUAUUUUAUUAAAAAUCAACGAUCGAGUUUACGCAUUAGGAUAGCGAAUCUAUUUUUCAAACUUUUGACCUGCGUGCUGUAUAUAUUUCGUGUGUGUACUGAAGGAGAUCCUAUAGCUGCGACUUGUUAUGGAUGUAAGCUUGGAAACAAGACUGACUUCCAACAUUCUGCCAAUUUGACGGAAGAAGAGUUCCAAGAGCACCCGUUAAUUAAUUGGGACGCAAUAAUAUGGGUCAACCGACCUUUAUAUCUAUGGAUAGUGCAAGUACUCCUGGCAUUGGUGUCUUUCACCGAAGCAUUAUUACUUGCCUACUUGGGCUAUAAGGGCAACAUUUGGCAGCAAGUGUUAUCAUUCCACUUCAUCUUGGAAAUGGUGAACACUAUACCCUUUGCGUUAACCCUGACAUUUCCUCCAUUACGAAAUCUAUUUAUACCGGUCUUUCUGAAUUGUUGGCUCGCAAAAAGAUCACUUGAAAAUAUGUUUAACGAUUUACAUCGAGCUAUGCAAAAGUCGCAAUCAGCUUUAUCACAACAAUUAAUGAUAUUAUGCGUUACGCUACUCUGUCUCGUCUUUACUAGUGUCUGCGGUAUUCAACACUUUCAACGAGCUGGACAUCGACACCUUAAUCUUUUCCAAGCCACUUAUUUUGUCGUAGUGACAUUUUCAACAGUGGGCUAUGGCGAUUUUGUUCCGGACAUAUGGCCCUCUCAAUUGUUCAUGGUUGUCAUGAUUGGAGUUGCGCUGGUUGUUCUUCCAACACAGCUUAAAACGUUACAGUUUGAACAAUUGGCCUUUACUUGGAUGGAAAGACAGAAAUUGGGAGGAUCAUAUUCUUCUCACCGAGCACAGUCUGAAAAACAUGUAGUAGUAUGUUCAACAACUUUACAUGCCGACACUAUCAUGGACUUCUUGAACGAAUUCUACGCACAUCCACUACUUCAAGACUAUUAUGUUGUAUUGCUGUCGCCGAUGGAACUCGAUACUACUAUGCGUAUGAUUCUGCAGGUACCGAUUUGGGCUCAACGUGUAAUUUACGUUCAAGGCUCAUGCCUAAAAGAUACGGAUUUGAUUAGAGCUCGUAUGAACGAAGCUGAAGCCUGUUUCAUCUUGGCCGCCAGAAAUUAUGCCGACAAAACCGCUGCAGACGAACAUACAAUUUUACGAUCAUGGGCCGUUAAAGAUUUCGCACCAAAAGUUGCACAAUAUGUACAAAUAUUUAGACCAGAAAAUAAGCUACAUGUAAAAUUUGCUGAAUUCGUGGUAUGUGAAGAUGAAUUUAAAUAUGCUUUGUUGGCUAACAACUGUACCUGUCCAGGAGCGUCAACUUUAGUAACUCUCCUGCUUCACACAAGCAGAGGACAAGAAGGACAACAAUCGCCUGAAGAAUGGCACCGCCUUUAUGGAAAAUGUUCCGGAAAUGAAAUAUACCACAUCGUUCUGGGAGACAGCAGAUUUUUCGGAGAAUAUGAAGGAAAAAGUUUUACUUACGCUAGUUUUCACUCACACCGAAAGUAUGGAGUCGCUUUAGUUGGUGUUCGGCCCGCUGAAUUACCUGAAUUUUAUGAAGAUACAAUAUUGCUUAAUCCGGGACCUCGGCAUAUAAUGAAAAGCACCGAUACGUGUUAUUAUAUGAGUAUAACAAAAGAAGAGAAUUCCGCUUUUGUUGUUUCUGAUAAACAGGCUGUACCAAACCCUACGAUACCAAAAGACCAAACAGCAUGCAGCUUCCUUUCAAACGAGAGGAAUCCAGACGAAGGCAGUACAAGCCAGCAGAAGAAACCAGACGGUAGUAGCGUCGUUCAGUGCGAAGUACCACAAGUGGUUCUUGAAGCUCCCUCGAGUUCCACACCCAACGCAUCGCCAUCACGCAUCAAAAAUCUUAAAACCUUAUCAUGCGCUAACUUUAACUUUGCUAGCUCUAAAUUAGCCGAUCGCUCUACCUCCGAAUCAAGGACCUGCUUAAAAGAAUCACCAGGAAUCGAAAGUGUUGUUGACAGUCAUUUACUUUUACCGAAACCUGAAACCAGCAAUUUCUUAAGUCCGGACACACUGAGUCAUCGUGGAGGAAAUAGCAGGAGGCCAUCGAUACUUCCUGUUCCAGAUAUGGUCACCAGUAGUUUAACUUUAACAAAUGACAAUCAAGAUGAAGAAGCUGAAAUUGAUGAGAGCGAAGAUGAGCUAGAUGACGAUGUUCCUUGGCGAUCCCCAUCAGAAAAAAUUGCAGAUGACUUCACUACAAGCAGUUUCUCCUCGCUGGCUGCCAGUGAUAACGCACACAGCGCUUGGCGCAACGAUUUUGCAAGAAUCGUCAAAGGAUUCCCGCCUGUGUCACCUUUUAUUGGAGUCAGCCCAACUCUCUGUUUUCUGCUAAAGGAAAAGAAACCUCUUUGCUGCUUACAACUGGCCCAAGUCUGUGAACACUGCGCCUAUAGAAAUGCCAAGGAAUAUCAAUGGCAAAAUAAAACGAUUAUUCUUGCUGCCGACUAUGCUUCUAAUGGAAUUUACAAUUUUAUUAUUCCGCUAAGAGCUCAUUUUCGGUCUAAAACAACUUUAAACCCUAUUAUUUUGCUUCUCGAGCGACGGCCAGAUGUUGCAUUUCUAGAUGCCAUAUCUUAUUUCCCUCUGGUUUAUUGGAUGUUGGGCACUAUUGAUUGCUUGGAUGAUCUGCUUCGAGCUGGAAUAACAUUAGCUGAAAACGUUGUAGUUGUGAACAAAGAGCUAUCAAAUUCUGCUGAGGAAGAUAGCCUUGCUGAUUGCAAUACAAUUGUAGCAGUACAGACAAUGUUCAAGUUCUUCCCUUCAAUAAGGUCCAUAACAGAACUAUCUCAAUCAUCAAAUAUGAGAUUUAUGCAAUUCCGUGCUCACGAUAAAUAUGCUUUACAUCUUUCUAAGAUGGAAAAGCGAGAAAAAGAAAGGGGCUCACACAUUUCCUAUAUGUUUCGAUUGCCUUUCGCGGCCGGAUCAGUUUUCUCUGCCUCAAUGUUGGACACGUUACUUUAUCAAGCCUUUGUUAAAGAUUACAUGAUUACUUUUGUGCGACUAUUAUUGGGAAUAGAUCAGGCGCCCGGAUCUGGAUUUUUAGCGUCGAUAAAAAUUACCAAAGAAGAUAUGUGGAUUCGUACCUAUGGUCGUUUAUACCAAAAACUAUGUUCGACCUCAUGUGAAAUCCCAAUUGGGAUAUAUCGCACACAAGAUACAAGCAUGGCCGAUGCAUCUCACCACGUGAGUAUGUCGCAAAGGACUUCGUCAAACUGGUUUUGGUCACGCCUUGCGAGAAUGCGACCAUCCCGUGCUUCGCAGGAGGAGCUUGAUGGAGGAGAUUUCCCGGCGUGCGGGCGUCAAGAGGCAACUAGCUGCCUUGGUGGUUGCUACGGAGAACGCACGCCGGUGUACUCUACAAGUCUGGCAGAUGAAGCUCGCGACAAUCACAUUCAGCAAAUUGAAAGAGCUGAAAUAGCCAACUUGGUUCGUUCCAGGAUGGAAUCUCUAAAUCUAACUGGGGUAGAUUACGAUGAUGUAAGCGAAAAACGAAAUAGUUUAUCUUAUGUCAUAAUCAAUCCAAGCUGCGACUUAAAUUUGCAAGAAGGAGACAUCAUUUAUCUUGUGCGCCCUUCUCCAUUUUCUGCACAAAAAACAUUUGAAAGGCAUAACAGUCGUCGAAAAUCAAAUAUAAGCUUCUGUUCUCAAGCCUUAAUCCAAGCGCAGGGAGGGAGCAGACGAGGUUCAGGAAUGGCAGCAACUUUUGCUCAAUCACGGGCUCCACCUCUUUCCACUACCAAGGCUAAUUCGUUGUCUUUACCCGAUAGCCCAACAAUCAUUACAGAUUUCAGAGGUCGCUCUAAUUCACUGCGUGUAGUGGAUGAUAUUUUACUACGACGAUCAAAUUCUUUACGUCAGGGCAUAAGCGGAACAGGAUCCCGACGUCGCAAAAGCAGUUUAGAAGAAAUAGGCAUAUCGCACUUCAAUUCCUUGCUUCAACAUCAGCAGCAACAGCAGGAGCAAGAUGCUAUAAAAUUAGGACUAAGCAGCAUUGGCCUAAGAAUUACACCACCGGAAGAAACUCCUCGAAUGGCUUUAGAGCCAUUCCAGGACAUAGCAGCAGCACUACCAUCUACAUCAGGUGGAUCCACCAUGCCAGUCAAUGUAACUCCUGACCCACAACAUCUUCAGGGUACAAUCGUGUGAUACAACCUUAUGUGGGGACGACGACUCAAUUCCGUUAUUAGAAACAAGUGGACUUAAAUUUAAGUUAAGAGUUAACAAUCCGCAGUCUUACUCAACUAGGUCGUUACCUAUAAAUUGCUUCUUUAAACAGGAGACUUUCUAUUGGGCACACGUUUAAACGUAAUAGAGUCUGUUCGAAUCAACUUUAUUUCCGAUCAUUUCUAACGAUUUUCAUAUGCACACGAAAGGUUUAUUCAACGUGACUUUUAUUAAUCAAGUAGCCUCUCUUAAUUACUUACCCAAAUCCUAGGGAACAACACUUGAAAAUUAUUAGAACAACACUGAUAUUAGAGCAGAGACUAACAAAAUAUCCAAUCCUUUAUAACUUAACAAACUUCGUGUGUAAUAAAAUUAGCUUAGGCUGACUAGUUGUGAAAUCACUCAUUGAUUAAUAACUAUACAAUGCACAAUUGUAGGUUUCAUUAUCAUUUCCAAUGUUAAUCGCCUGGUUUGUUUACCAGUACAAGUUUUAACCGUACCAAAUCACUGCCCAACAAUAAUAGUUUUUUUAUGGACGCAAUUUAUGUCAGUAUUCACAUAAAUUUACAGGAGGUAUCGGAAACGUUUUCGAAAAUUAAGACAGGAAGCAUAGCUGGUGGUUCUUAAUACGGAAAAAAGGGAAAAAAAUCGCUCUACAUUACAUAAUGUAUUUAUUUUUAUAUUGCACGCUAUGUAACUCAAUUAAAACGAACCUACGAACAGAACCUAUAGAACGCUUUCUGGGGCGUUUGUAAAUUUUUUUGCCAUUUAUUUGCAAGUUUCCAAAAUAUGUAUAAAUUACUAAAAAUUUAAGUAAUGAUACUCGGAAUGUAAAGUGAAUAAACUAAAGCGAAUGGUAUUUAUGAUUCCAUUAUAUUCCUAUUUCAAUUUAGUUCAUUCUCGUUUCGGCUCGUUUUUUUCUAAUAAUAGUUAACAUGAAUAACGAUCCUAAUGUCUAAUCAGUUUCGAUAUUUGUAGUCCAGGUAAUAAAUACAGAUAUAGAUUGAAAUUUUCAUAAUAAUUUACUUUAUUCGACAUAUUAAAACGGGGUUACUAAUAGUAUUAUCGUUAAACAUCAAAACAAUCAUAUUUAUUAAUUUAAAAACCUCAAAUUAACAGCAUCUUUUCAGAAAAUAGAAAUUAUUAUUGCUUUUGGACAAAAAUUGUCGUAUGGUAAUUUCAUAGGUAUGCGCCUAAUAUUAAUCGUCCACUCUUUAACGGAAUUGAUUUCCGUUUCCACUUCGUGAUAUGUUCACGUAAAAUUUUUCAAAAUGAGCUUGUACGUACUUUGUGAAAUAGGCCACGCCCGAAAUGCGAAAAAAGAGCUGCUUGUCUCAAGUGGGAUCAAUUAAUUGAUAAGGGAGCCAUCUACACAGCGAUAUUUAUACAUUCAUUAAUACCAUAUAAUCUCACCAAAAUGUUAUUUUAUUGACAGUAUUCAGUGUCAUGCGUACGUAAAGUUUGGAUUGUAGAACAGUAUUUACUUCCAAUUACGACUUUGAUCGUUAUUAUAUCCUGUUUAUUGAACUAUUAAGUAGAUAUCAAAUUGGAAAAAUCAUUACUAGAAAUAUAAAAUUAGAAUUAGAAUGGGAAUACUACUUAGAAAUUUAAAAUAAUAAGUACCGAUUACACUUAAAUAUUACUUUUCUCUAGGUAUAAUUGACCAAAUAAAAAAAUAAAAGUAUAAAAUGCAUUUCAUGAUACAGUACUAUCAAAACUAUGUAUUUAGAUGUUUGAUCAUAUUUAUAAUCAGCCCUUACUUUAGAUUGUAUGAAUUUUUAUUGGUAAUAAAUAAUAUGAGAAUUACAA